Messenger RNA from Brassicogethes aeneus, 1649 nucleotides. NCBI's taxonomy places the organism in Eukaryota, Metazoa, Arthropoda, Insecta, Coleoptera, Nitidulidae. The record is from the annotation of a GenBank genome assembly.
UUUAAAUGAGAUUUUAAAACGUGUAAAAUAUUGAUAUAUAUGUAAUUUUUUGUAAAUUUUAUUAAAGAUUUUGAUCGUUGUAGCGUUAAUUUUAGUAUAUAUUGUUGAUUAGACAUUUGUCAACAGUGUCGAUUGUGUUUAAUGGCGGUGUUUGCGUGAAGUGUAUAAAUUUUCGUGGAUGUUUUUGGACGAAUACCUCCAAUAAAAAUACCAUUGUUAAAAAGUUGUGACGAUGGAUCAGAAAGUGAAACUUUGGGACAGAGAUUCUAGCCAAUCUAUGAAUCUUCGUCAGCCAAACAAGCCAUCAGAAUCGAAAAAAAACACCGUCAAAGUUGAGGACUCUGUGAUUGUAAAUUCAAAAUUGUCUGUGGAUGCGGCUGAGUUUUAUCCGAAUAGCCACCCGGCACCUUCAAAUAACGUUUCCAGCAUACAGAGUAGACUGAACAAACACAAAAAGCAGCCAGAGUCUGCCAUAGAUCAUAUAGGUGUGGAGUCUGCUGCACAUCAGCACCAGAAUAAUGACGAAGAUUCCCCGGAUAUGUUGCGGUUAAAACACAUAGUUAAAACCCUAACAAAUGAUCCUGGACAGUUUGAUCAUUUAUUUGAUAUAUUCAUGGAAACUUUAAUGCCAUACCUACAAGAUGCUAUAUUCUUAACUGAUUGUGCCAGGCUUUUGGUUAAUCAGGCCAUCAAUUAUCCAAACUUUAGAUACACUGGUGCACGUCUGUCUUAUCACAUAGAAGGUACUUCACCCGAGUUUAGAGCCGCUCUACACCUGUUGUGUAAAAAAGAAUUGGACUCCAAUGCAAAUAAACAAAAUAUUUUACUGUUUGUGGCAGAGUUGUACAUACAACUGCACCAUUUAAAUAUAUAUGGCAUUUUGCUGAUUGAAGCUUUUAAAAUGUUAGUUUCUAAAGGAGGAAAUGAUAAUAUUAAAUGUGUUUGCCAAGCUUUAAAGCUCACAGGAUUUUCUCUUGAUAAGUAUGACAAAAAAGCAAUAGAUGAAAUAUUUGGACAAUUACAACAUGUCAAAUCCACUGUUGAUGGUUCCGCUUUAAUGCUUUUAAACUCUGUUUUUAAUUUAAGAAAUGCUAACUGGGGACACUCUAAUCAAAGUGAAUCCAGUAAUAGUCCUGUAGAAGAAGAAGCCUAUUAUGUAGAGCCCCAAAAUGCACAUUUCUAUAAUCUGGAUGGACAAGAAUUUACUAGUGAAGAGAGUGAAUUUUUAGCAGCUCAUUUGAACUGUAAUGAUGAAUAUUUAACAGAUACAUCUGAUCCUGAUGAACUGUUUAAUCCAGAGCCUGAAAUGGAUGAAGAAAUUCAAGCUGCAUUCAAAGAGUUUGUUAGAUUAAGUAAGUGAUAGUUAUCAAGAUUAUAAAUGUUUGUAUAUAUUGUAAAUUUCCAUUAAGUAAUAUCAAGAUCAUUUUUAUAAAUUAAAUAAUUUGACUUUGAUAAUCUUCAUUAUUUAUUAGUAGUUUUUCAAGAGUAGUUGUUGAAUAUUCUCAAUCCAAAAAUAGGUGUACUGGUUGUUCACUUUAAAUGUUUCCAUAUUGACAAGUUGUUCUAUGUAAAAGCCAUUGUUAGUGGAUUUUUUUUUAUAUGUUAACUGUUUAAAUGUUUUUUAUUGAAUAAAUUUUAGAAUUAAAUUA